GGGUCUAAACAUUUAAGGAAAAUAAAAACAAAACCUCUGAGGAAAAUAAAGCGCAACAGAGAAGACGAAGACGAAGACGAAGCAAGUAUGAGUAGUGUUGUCUCAAUCAAAUCCGAUGAUAAAAAGGAAGAGAAGCCAGGAGCUGCCAUGUUACCACAACCUCCCAAACCAACCGCUUCUUCCAUGGAAACGCAAUCCGGUAAAACAAAAUCGCGGCGGAAACGCAACUGCAAAAUCUGCGUCUGUUUCAGCAUCCUCCUCUUCCUCCUCAUCUGUAUAAUCAUCAUCAUCUUAGCUUUCACUCUCUUCAAACCAAAACGCCCCGUCACAACCAUGGAUUCCAUCUCCGUCGAACGUCUUCGAGCCUCCGUCAACCCACUCCUCCUCAAAGUCUUUUUAAACCUAACGCUAAACGUCGAUCUCUCGCUUAAAAACCCUAACCGGGUCGGGUUCAGCUACGAUUCGUCUUCGGCGCUGCUUAACUACAGAGGCCAGCUGAUCGGUGAAGCUCCGCUCCCGGCGAGCCGAGUCGCGCCGCGGAAAACGCAUCUUUUGAAUCUGACGCUGACGCUAAUGGCGGAUCGGUUGUUAUCUGAGUCGGAGCUUUUGUCUGAUGUCAUGGCUGGCGUCAUACCGCUCAACGCGUUUGUUAAAGUCUCUGGUAAAGUAAGCGUUCUCAAAAUCUUCAAGAUUAAGGUUCAGUCGUCUUCUUCGUGUGAUCUCAUCGUCUCUGUUUCGGGUCGUAAUGUCACGAGUCAGAACUGUAAAUAUUCAACUAAGUUAUAAACAACAGAUCUUGUAGUAGAUCUACAAACUUACACUUUGUCUUCUUGUUUUGUCUUUUUUUUUUUUUUUGGUAUUUUAAAUUUGGUACACUAUCAUUAUGUAUGUAUUAUUUGCUCUAAUCAAUAGAGAUUGGCUUUUGCUUUUUUAAUAA
Messenger RNA from Camelina sativa (false flax), 937 nucleotides. RefSeq lists its product as uncharacterized. Gene Ontology annotation, biological process: defense response to other organism. The record is from RefSeq and is a predicted model, not a curated record. NCBI's taxonomy places the organism in Eukaryota, Viridiplantae, Streptophyta, Magnoliopsida, Brassicales, Brassicaceae.